Molecule: messenger RNA, 915 nt
Organism: Urocitellus parryii (Arctic ground squirrel)
Lineage: Eukaryota; Metazoa; Chordata; Mammalia; Rodentia; Sciuridae
Gene: Tmt1b
Product: thiol methyltransferase 1B
Molecular function (GO): S-adenosylmethionine-dependent methyltransferase activity
Source: RefSeq, a predicted model, not a curated record
AGUAAUCUGAGACAUAAACCCUGGUCCCCCUUAACAUCUCUCUAAGGUGAGUCAGCACAUGCCACCCUCCUCAGCUGGGCAGCGCUCCCCAGAACACAGGCACCACCUGUCCCUUCGCCCCACAUAAAGCUUUUGGAGAGCCCAUAGGACUGUGAGAACUUUGCCUUCUGGAGGAAUUCCACACACCCUCUCCACCCUGUAAGGAAGAUUGCCAAUCCAGACCCAAGGAGCAAAGUCCUAAAACAGGAGAAGAGAAGACUGGUUUCUGCAGAGGCUGGGCAGAGAAAGAAAGCCAGAGCCCCAACAGAAGCACCACCAGAAGCUGGUGUUAUGGAUGUCCUGGUCCGACUCCUGCAGCUGCUCAUGCUGCUCCUGACGCUGCCCCUGCACCUGAUGGCUCUGCUGGGCUUCUGGCAGCCCCUGUGCAAAAGCUACUUCCCCUACCUGAUGGCMGUGCUGGCUGCCAAAACCAACCGCAUGAUGGAGAACAAGAAACGGGAGCUCUUCAGUGAGAUAAAGAAGCUGAUGGGAACCUCAGGGAAGGUGGCCCUGCUGGAGCUGGGCUGUGGCACUGGUGCCAACUUCCAGUUCUAUCCUGCUGGCUGCAGGAUCACCUGCCUGGACCCAAAUCCCCACUUUGAGAAGUUCCUGAAAAAGAGCAUGGCUGAGAACAGGCACCUCCAAUAUGAGCGGUUUGUGGUGGCCCCUGGAGAGGACAUGAAACAAGUGGCUGAUGGCUCCAUGGACGUGGUGGUCUGCACUCUGGUGCUCUGCUCUGUGCAGAGCCCAAAGAGGGUCCUGCAGGAAGUCCACAGAGUACUGAGGCCGGUGAGUAGAGUGGGAAGGACUGGGGCCUGGGGCAGACAAAUAGCAUUGGCCACCCCAGAGUUCGGGGGCCCCAGGAGGGGGAACUGA